Messenger RNA from Lotus japonicus, 1236 nucleotides. RefSeq lists its product as uncharacterized. The coding region runs from base 1 to 1236 and encodes 411 amino acids. The transcript has a single exon. NCBI's taxonomy places the organism in Eukaryota, Viridiplantae, Streptophyta, Magnoliopsida, Fabales, Fabaceae. Gene Ontology annotation, molecular function: nucleic acid binding; RNA-DNA hybrid ribonuclease activity. The record is from RefSeq and is a predicted model, not a curated record. Gene Ontology annotation, biological process: DNA integration.
AUGAGCUUUAGCUCUAACCGAAUAUUCACUUAUGUACCUUUGAAAGCAGUCAAAGGACAAGUGGUAGCGGACUUCUUGGUAGAACACACUCUACCUAAAGAAGUCGUAGCUUACGUAGGAAUUCAACCUUGGAAGUUGUUUUUCGAUGGCUCAAGCCAUAAGAAAGGAUCAGGGAUUGGGAUGCUUAUAAUAUCCCCGCGAGGUAUCCCCACUAAGUUCAUGUUUAGGAUUCGAGAGAAUUGCUCUAAUAACGAAACCGAAUAUGAGGCUUUGAUCUCUGGCCUCGAGAUCUUGUUGGCUUUAGGGGCCAAGAACGUCGUCUUAAAAGGUGACUCUGAAUUGAUAAUAAAACAACUUACCAAAGAAUAUAAGUGUGUUAGCGAGAAUUUGGCAAAAUAUUACGUGAAAGCUAUAAGUUUGUUGGCCAAAUUCGACCAAGCAGGGGUCAGCCACAUACCUAGCAUAAACAACCAAGAGGCCAAUGAAUUGGCACAAAUCGCUUCAGGGUAUAUGGUGGACAAAGAUAGGUUGGAAGAAUUAAUCAAGGUUAAAGAGAAGUUGAACCCAUCGGAUCACGACAUCCUGGCCAUCGAUAAUAUGGGGCCUAAUGACUGGAGGAAGCCAAUCGUCGAAUAUUUGCAAAACCCUAUAGGAAGAACUGACAGGAAAGUCAAAUACAUGGCUUUAAGCUAUGUCAUUAUAGGCAAUGAGUUAUUCAAGAAGAAUGCAGACGGUACUUUGUUGAAAUCCCUAAGCAAAGAUGACGCAUUCGUGGCAAUUUCAACUGUGCAUGAUGGUCUAUGCGGCGCUCAUCAAGCAGGAAUCAAAAUGAAGUGGUUAUUAUUUCGACAAGGGAUGUAUUGGCCCACUAUCAUGAAAGACUGCAUCGAAUACGCAAAAGGAUGCCAAGAUUGUCAAAAGCACGUAGGAAUCCAGCAUGUGCCAGCCAACGAGUUGCAUUUGAUAAUCAAGCCAUGGUCGUUUAGAGGGUGGGCUUUGGAUUUAAUUGGUGAGAUCAACCCAUCUUCUUCGAGGCAGCGCAAGUACAUAAUAGUGGCCAUAGACUAUUUCACUAAGUGGGUAGAAGCCAUCCCGUUACAAAACGUCACCCAGGACACAAUGAUCGAUUUUAUACAGAAUCACAUUGUGUACCGUUUUGGCUUGCCUAAGUCACUGACCACUGAUCAAGGUACAAUAUUCGUAGGACGAAAAGUGGCAUCUUUCGCAGAAUCUUGA